Messenger RNA from Vigna radiata var. radiata (mung bean), 881 nucleotides. Its product is annotated as protein cornichon homolog 4. Bases 102 to 512 code for a protein of 136 amino acids. The transcript has 5 exons. The record is from RefSeq and is a predicted model, not a curated record. Gene Ontology annotation, biological process: vesicle-mediated transport. NCBI's taxonomy places the organism in Eukaryota, Viridiplantae, Streptophyta, Magnoliopsida, Fabales, Fabaceae.
UGAGGGUAAAAUUUGAUUUCAAAGGAAUCCCGUUUUAGAAAAACACGGUAGAAGGAAGAGAUAAAAAAAGAAAAAGAAAACGGCAUGCAGUGGUGGGCGUUAUGGCGGAGGUGCUGUAUUGGAUCUCAACGUUUGUCCUCAUUUUGACCCAUCUUUGUAUUCUUGGUUACGAGCUUCUAUUAUUGGUGGACCUGGAGUUUGAUUAUAUCAAUCCAUAUGAUUCAACAUCUCAGAUAAACCAGGUUGUGGUGCCAGAGUUUAUUGUCCAAGGAAUCUUAUGCUUCGUAAAUCUUAUAGCUGGACAUUGGUUUAUAUUCUUCCUAUCUCUUCCUUCCCUGUAUUACAAUGUGAGAUCGUACAGUAGAAGAGAACACUUAGCAGAUGUUACCGAAAUAUACAAUAAGCUGAAUUCUGAGAGAAAGAAGCUGCUGUUCAAAGUUGCAUAUCUUGUUGCAGUAUUUGUGAUCGCUGUAGUAAGCUUGGUAUGGACCCUUACCGAUGAUGUGAAUUAAUUGGUGGCUCGCCUUCCAUGCCUGAUAAGUUGCAGGCUCAUACAUUCAAUGCAAUGUGGCAAGAUCCAUGGUGAGAACAAAUAUGAACUGAUCUCCAUGGAGGAGGGAACAUGUGAGAAGCUUCAGAAGGAUUGGUUCUCCUAAUAUCUGAGUCACAGUGCUCAAGAUUGAAAAAAGAAAGUUAUUUGAGUUCAUAGUAGAACAUAAACAUAAACAUUUUUUGCCUAAUAUGUAUAUUUCUACUGUCACGUUUGCUUCCUCUGCAUGUAACUGUAAGAGUGUGACUGACAUACAUUUUAUCUUGGCUUAAACCUUUUGUGCUGUUCCAAAUUCAUAAUCAUUGUUUAAUUUGUAAUAUCUAAGAGUAAA